AUGCACUCACUAAAUAUUUUGCAGGAGGUGGUCUCCUUAAAAACCAAAUUCUUUUUAUUUUUCUUUGCAAUAAAUGCGUUCUUAGCAAUGGCGUUCCCUUGGGGGUGUUUGGCCAUCGAAAGUUGGAGCCAAGGUCCAUUACUUCGUAUUUUGCGAGGGAAGCCAUGGUCAGAAAACUCUUUUUCUAUAGCGUUUCCUGGUUCGCAAGCUAAAAACGUCAUACAGCACCUGGGCCGGCAGAAUCGUGGUGGGAGAAAACUUUAUCCAAGAAAAUCCUGGGGCGCGGGCCGGCGUGCCAUCAGCAGUAGUUUCUUUUACAUAAUUCACCUUAGUGUGAAUGCUGCUAAAAAAGGAGAGGCACGGCCCCAGAGAUGGUAA
Messenger RNA from Trypanosoma theileri, 378 nucleotides. RefSeq lists its product as uncharacterized. NCBI's taxonomy places the organism in Eukaryota, Euglenozoa, Kinetoplastea, Trypanosomatida, Trypanosomatidae. The transcript has a single exon. The record is from RefSeq and is a predicted model, not a curated record. Bases 1 to 378 code for a protein of 125 amino acids.